AAAAAAUUACCUGAUAAACGGGCGGGCUUCUCUUUGCCGAAGCUCCCUGUAGUGCAUUACAGUACUUUACCUUACUGGACUGACUGCCCUGUGCUUUUUAGACGGGUGAGCUUUGUUGCGGCAACGCCUCAACCUCAACCUCGUCGACUUUUUCUACCUCAUCCUCCCCCUUCCUCUCCACAAUCCGUCUGUCCUCCAUUGUCUUUCCCACACAACCCACAUCAUGCUUUCCAGUCGUUUAAUAUCACGAGCUGUUGCUCGCCCGGCUUUCCAGAAGUCUACGCUCCCCAGCGUUGUCGCUUCCUCUUCGCUGUCGCGAUUCAGCCGUGGAUAUGCCUCUUCAGCUGGUAUGUUACCUCCGAGCUCGUCGGAACACCACCCCGAACAACCCGCUAACCGGAAUUUCUUGCAGAAGAGAAGGAUCUCGUUGUUAUCGGUGGCGGCGUUGCUGGCUACGUCGCUGCUAUCAAGGCUGGACAGGAGGGCAUGAAGGUUACCUGCAUUGAGAAGCGUGGCUCCCUCGGCGGUACCUGCUUGAACGUCGGCUGCAUUCCCUCAAAAUCUCUCCUCAACAACUCGCAUCUCUACCACCAGAUCCUCCACGACACCAAGGCCCGCGGUAUCGAGGUCGGUGAGGUCAAGCUUAACCUGGCCAACUUCAUGAAGGCCAAGGAGACCUCCGUCAGCGGUCUCACCAAGGGUAUCGAGUACCUCUUCAAGAAGAACGGCGUUGAGUACAUCAAGGGUGCUGGUUCUUUCGUCAACGAGCACGAGAUCAAGGUCGACCUCAACGAGGGCGGUGAGACCAGCGUUCGCGGCAAGAACAUCCUUAUUGCUACUGGUUCCGAGGCCACUCCUUUCCCCGGUCUUGAGAUCGACGAGAAGCGCGUCAUCACCAGCACUGGUGCUAUCGCCCUUGAGCAGGUCCCUGAGACCAUGACCGUCAUUGGUGGUGGUAUCAUUGGUCUUGAGAUGGCCUCCGUCUGGUCGCGACUUGGCUCCAAGGUCACCAUUGUCGAGUUCCUCGGCCAGAUUGGUGGCCCAGGUAUGGACACUGAGAUCGCCAAGAACACCCAGAAGAUCCUCAAGAAGCAAGGUCUUGAGUUCAAGCUCAACACCAAGGUUGUCAGCGGUGACAAGUCUGGCGACAAGGUCAAGCUCGAGGUUGACUCCGCCAAGGGUGGCAAGCCCGAAUCUAUCGAGUCCGACGUCGUCCUCGUUGCCAUUGGUCGACGACCCUACACCGGCGGCCUCGGCCUUGAGAACAUUGGCCUCGAGGCUGACGACCGCGGCCGUGUCAUCAUCGACUCCGAGUACCGAACCAAGAUCCCCCACAUCCGAUGUGUUGGUGAUGUCACCUUCGGCCCCAUGCUUGCCCACAAGGCUGAGGAGGAGGCUGUUGCCGUUGUCGAGUACAUCAAGAAGGGUUACGGCCAUGUCAACUAUGGUGCCAUUCCCUCCGUUAUGUACACUCACCCCGAGGUCGCCUGGGUCGGCCAGAGCGAGCAGGACCUGAAGAACCAGAACAUCCCUUACCGAGUCGGAACCUUCCCCUUCGUUGCCAACUCCCGAGCCAAGACCAACCAGGACACUGAGGGUAUGGUCAAGAUGCUCGCUGACCCCGAGACUGACCGCAUUCUCGGUGUUCACAUCAUCGGCCCCAACGCUGGUGAGAUGAUCGCUGAGGGUACUCUGGCUCUCGAGUACGGUGCUUCCAGCGAGGAUAUCGCCCGAACCUGCCACGCACAUCCCACACUUGCCGAGGCCUUCAAGGAGGCUGCCAUGGCCACCCACGCCAAGGCCAUCCAUUUCUAAGCAAUGCUUGAGCGGUCGAAACUGGUUGGAUAAGUUGCUGGGUGCCAAUGGCUACAGAUGGGUCAAAUUGGUACCAGCAGGUCUCUUCUGUGCUCUUUGCGGCGAGAAUGGACACUCUUGAAUGCAUAGACUUGAUAGCGCGUCUGUAGUCGCCGAGAACAUAACAAAAAAGAUGACACAGGGUCAAGAGGAGGCCUCGCAAGGAUAGUGCGAACGGGAUAGAGCCCGGGGCAUCUCGGACUCUGGGUUGUGUAAACUAGUAAUAAUUCUUUCUGUUCAAGCAUGAUGUAUGGAAAUCACACGGCAAGAUGCGUUGCUUGCGUUCCAAGAUUAUUAGUUGAGUUCGCAAUGCGUGAAAGAAGAAUACAAAUUAUAUGAUCAAUAACUCAAAGUCUAUCUUUCGAAUUGACUGGCUAAGCCUUUAACUCUUUUACAAAA
Fusarium odoratissimum NRRL 54006 is the source of this 2253-nucleotide messenger RNA. RefSeq names its product dihydrolipoyl dehydrogenase. Bases 487 to 1815 code for a protein of 442 amino acids. The transcript has 4 exons. Gene Ontology annotation, cellular component: oxoglutarate dehydrogenase complex; mitochondrion. Gene Ontology annotation, molecular function: dihydrolipoyl dehydrogenase (NADH) activity; flavin adenine dinucleotide binding. NCBI's taxonomy places the organism in Eukaryota, Fungi, Ascomycota, Sordariomycetes, Hypocreales, Nectriaceae. The record is from RefSeq and is a predicted model, not a curated record.